CUGGCCGUGGCGGCGGUACGGAGCCCCACCGCGGAAGUAAAUGGCCGAGACUCAGCGCCACGGGUGGACCACGCUGGUGGUUGCCUUGGAACCCGUGCCUGCUCCCGGGAGGCUGGAGAGGAAGGACGCUGACCCCUGGGGGAAGGGAAGGUGUAGGGAAUAAGGAGCGGACAGCUGAGACGUAAUAGCACGCACCGUCCCUAGCACAGGACAGACGGAACUUGGGAGAGGGAGAGAUGACAUGGCAGCGUCUGAGGACUCUGGAAUAGGUGCAGAGGAUUCCCACUUCAUGACAAAGAGAGACUUGAGAAGUGGCUGCGGAACAUGAAGUGGGAUUCCUGGACUCCAAGCAAGCACCAGCUCCUCUGCAGUGAUCAUUUCACCCCCGAUUCCCUGGAUGUGCGGUGGGGGAUACGCUACUUGAAAAACACCGCUGUGCCAACCAUUUUCUCUUCCCCAGAUGAUGAGGAAAAAGAUUCUUCACAGAACAGUUCACAGCAGGUACAGAAAAAAGACCAGGAAGAAACAAAUGUUGUGUCAGAGGAAGUAUCGCUACCACUUGAACCUUGUACACCAAACAAAAAUUCUGUAAUUGCACAAAAUGUAGAGGAAAAAAAAGUGGUUUGCUCAGCUGCACUGAGUGAACCUUUACAAAUUCAAAACCCGCAGCUUCCACAUGAAGGUGGCUUUCAGGCAGACCAUGUCAUCCUUGAUAGUUCAUCUAGGCAGUACAUACAUCAGCCUAAUCCUAUUCUGAUGACAGCAGCAGUCCAGAGCUUGGAGGCUACCGGUGUUCAUACUUCUAUAGACGAUCCAGGAGGUUGUACAGCUACAGUCCUGCAAUUUACAGACCCUGACUGCUUGAAUUCAUCUCUGAAACUGAACAGUGCUUUAGGAUCAGUUACUGACUAUGCAGUUGAGAGUUCUGUCCCUCAUGUGGUCUGUUCUGAAGUGCAGACAAGUGAAGAUGCAGUUUUACUGAGUACAGUCACACAAACUAUUGAACAGUUCAGUGGAACUGAAGAGUCUGUCAUUGCUAUUAUUAUGCCAGCUGAGGGUCCAGAAGAGCCUGGAAGAGUAAAUGCUUCUUUCCCACCUGUUAAAGAAGAGUUUCUUGACAUAGAGGAGACAGAAGUGAUUGAAUAUGACGGAAAUGAAAUACUGCAGACUGAGCAUUCAUACUGCAGACAAGACAUAGACAGAGAUCACCUUUGGCAAAAAAUUUCAAAACUCCACUCUAAGAUAACUUUACUUGAAGUGCAAGAGGUAAAAACUUUGGGGAGACUCAGGUCCUUGGAAGCUUUUAUUAGACAAUUGAAGCAAGAAAACCUGCUUUCUGAAGAAAAGCUGAAGUUGGUAGAAAACUACUUUACAACACUUGAAGUGACUAUGAUACAGUAAAGGCUUUCAGUUGAUGGUUCUCAAAUAUCUUUUUAACCUCUUUGACUGUACUUUUGGACAAAUUAACUUUUUUUCCAGUUGAGGUGUUUUAAACAUCUUAUGAAAAUCAUGUGAAUAGCAUUCUUUAAAAUGUUACAUCAAACAAAGCUAAGUGGUAGAAUGUCUGUAAAACAUGAUAGGCAAUUAAAAUUAAAAAAAAACCUGAAUUGGGCGGAGUUUUCUUAAAUGUGUGAAUUAAGUCAGAAUAAGAUAAUUUAACCCUUUCUUAGCUGCAGGCUUCUCUGAAACAUGCGGUGCCUGCAUUGGGUUCAGCAGUAGAAUGGACAGAAUAAGCAUACAGGAUGAACAAUUAUAUAUGUACAUUGUCAUAUGCAUUGUCCAGUGAGGUCAAAAUUGCUCUUUAGUUUUCUGUUCCUCUAACAUUUCUUCUGAUAGUUUUUUGUAUGCUUUGAUCUUAUUAAAAUUGUU
Messenger RNA from Camarhynchus parvulus, 1869 nucleotides. It is a transcript of the gene THAP5, whose product is annotated as THAP domain containing 5. NCBI's taxonomy places the organism in Eukaryota, Metazoa, Chordata, Aves, Passeriformes, Thraupidae. Gene Ontology annotation, cellular component: nucleus. The coding region runs from base 325 to 1401 and encodes 358 amino acids. The record is from RefSeq and is a predicted model, not a curated record. The transcript is spliced from 3 exons.